This is a messenger RNA of Rangifer tarandus platyrhynchus (Svalbard reindeer), 315 nucleotides long. NCBI's taxonomy places the organism in Eukaryota, Metazoa, Chordata, Mammalia, Artiodactyla, Cervidae. The record is from the annotation of a GenBank genome assembly.
AUGCCCUCACCUGAGGCCAGAGAGGCGACUGCGGGCUUACAGAUGGGGCAUAUGGCAGGUGACAGGCCAGGAGGCACUGCCAAGUGGUGGGGGUGGGCAGCAGGCACCUUGCCAGGCCCUCAGCCACACAGCUGUUCUUGCCAAAACGGGGGCCAGGAGCAGCCUCAGCAACAGGCAGAGGCCAGUGUCAGGGUGGGGGAGGGCAGGGGCAGCCCCCACCUCCCGGGAACCAGCCCAGUGGGGAGAGCCAGCAGUGUGUAUGGCCCUGGGCCAGUGAAGGCUGAAACCACACCUCUUGAGAGACCCCACCCCUAA